Molecule: messenger RNA, 1989 nt
Organism: Hydractinia symbiolongicarpus
Lineage: Eukaryota; Metazoa; Cnidaria; Hydrozoa; Anthoathecata; Hydractiniidae
Exons: 2
Coding region: 54-1784 (576 amino acids)
Source: RefSeq, a predicted model, not a curated record
UGUUGCGAGAAGUUUAUUUUUGUUAUCUUGUUUUUAGAUAAGCAGAAGUAAAAAUGGGUGGAAGUGAUUUAGUACUAUCCAACGCCACUUCGGUUGAGAUAGCGUUUGAAUCUGGAAUAUUUUUUUCCACUUUAUCCAUAGCAACUUUCACAUUAACGGCCAUAUUACUUUUCUUCUACUCACAAGAUGAUAAAAAUUCUCUCGGAACUCCAACAAAUUUAGGUAUUUUGUUCUUUGGUUGUUUGACCACGUUAAUUGCUGACAUUAUCGUUCAUAACAUUGGUCAACCGCUGUGCUAUAAUACAUACAUGUUCAUAAAAAUCACUGGCUUUGGAAUUUUAAUUAUGUUAAUUGCACCGAGACACUUAUUUACGAGGCCAGUCAUGCCCGAAGAUGAACCAAUCGGUGCUCAUCAUAAAAGUGUCAGUUUUAUCAUAUGGGUUAUCACAAUACCCUUGGUCACACUAGAAAUUGCAGCUACAGUUGUGAUGUCGUUACCAGCUGUAAAUAUCUUUUCUGUUUUUCUAAAUACGGUGGCUAUACUUCAAAAGCUUAUACAAGCUGGGGUUUAUCAUUUCAGUCUACGUCAUCAGGUGCCUAUUGCAAAUAAAAAGUGCGGAGCGUCGUGGUUCUUUAAAAUUAUGGCUUUAUUCAAUUUCUCCAUGUGGAUGCAGUCCAUAAUAGAAGCUGAAAAAGACUUCGAAGUACCGCUUAAAGAAAAAUUUUUUCUUGAUAUUUUAACCGUCAUUGGAUCAACGUAUUCAGCUUUAAUGAUCGAUUACCGGUUACUUUGCUGUUUGUUGUUUUUGGAGCACGCCUAUGAAAUUGAUUACGUAGAUUGUCAUGAACACACCAAGUUGACACAAAACGCUAGAGACAGUGCUAGCUCUUAUACUAAUCUGCCAGACGAAAGCGUUAGUUUUUAUACUCGAACGAAGCGAAUGAACAGAUACGGCUACCUGGUGGGCACUCUGAUUCUGCUAUCUCAGUUUCUUAAUGCUUUGGAGUAUAUCCAUUAUGUUGGACCAUGGGUGAACAUCUUUGGUGUUUUUGGAGAACUUUCGGUUUUAAUACUUGGAUAUAUGUUAAUCAAACAGAUACGUCCAGGUUCAAAGUCCAAAAGUGCUUGGCGGGAAACAAAUUCUAAGGGAGUAGAUUUGAUGGUAGCAAUGAUGGGCGUUACUGGACUGGCGUUUUGGUUGUUGAAAUCAGUCUUAAUCACAAUAUGGACAACGCGUACAACGGACGACAGCAAUCUCAUUGCUGAGCUACCAUCUUUAAAAUGGCUGGCGUCAAAGGCUUAUCUUCGUUCCUUCGGAUGUGUUUUUCAAAUAUAUUUAUACAUACGUGUUGAUUUAUCAUUGGGCUACCAGCCAUCAAUCCGAUACAAUAAAUUCAAUCAUUUUUUAUUGCCGUGUUUAAUGUUGUCAUUUUUGUCCGUGUUUACAAAUUCAGUGAUUGACAGCUACCACGCCGUUAUCAAGAAAUUCGUUCACGAAUCAAGCAUGCAUAUAGUUCUGUACGCAUUCUACGAAGCGGGAAUUCCGAUUCAUCUCGGAUUCGUCUUGCAUUUGUUUAUCCAUUAUCUAUUGAUCAACAAUAAAAUGAGAGAUGUUUUGGCAGCGAGUGAAAAGCGAUACAGAGUGGAUAGUAUUUUAGCUAAAACUCCCGAAGAGAAAGACAAUUUGACGUACCAAAAUGACGAGGAAAGGGACACUAAUGAUGAUGACGAUGACAGGCUGACAAGUUUACUUGGAGAAGGAAAAAAGUUUCGUUCCAUUUAACGCAUGAUAAGAAGCAACUUCGUUUCCAGCGCCUUUUGCAAAGGGCUGAUUCAUCACAAAACCUUUUGAUGUUGACACAGUGUUUUUCACAAAUCUCUUUGACUUUCAAGUAUUUCUUAAGCGACUUGAUAAUGCUUUCUUGAUGUUUUUUAUACACACUCUGCCGCUGUUAGUUUAAAAAAAAUUUGUCUUUUUUGCUUCAUAA